AUGGCAACAGUAACUUACCCAGUGUUUAGUGGCACUAACCCCAAGUCAUGGCUAGCUCAAUUGGAAAGAGCCAUGAAAGCCAAUGGAGUGGCAGACAACAACAAUGACAAACGCCUAGGAAUUGCUGCAUGCCAUAUGGGACCAUAUCAAGAAUGGAUAGAAUUGCAGCAAAUCACCAAAUGGGAUAAUGACAAUACUAAAAGAGAAGCCUUGGAAAUUGCAAGCAAGAGAAUGCAAAAACCUGGGGAACCAGUCGAAGUGUACAAAGCUGCAUUAGAAAUAAUCUGGCAAGAAUGCGAUCCAGCAGAAAUGACAGACAGAAUGAAGCUUAAGCUAUUCCUGAAUGGACUUAGCCCCAUGAUUAGAAUGUCAGUCAAACAGCAAGCACCAGUGGACAUUAAUGCAGCAGUAAGGUUAGCAAAGGUUCACUCCAGGGCAGUAAGAGAUGAAAUGAAACCAGAGGUAUCCUCAACAGCCAAAAUUAAUGAAGCAAUGGCAGGAGAGAUCCAAGAAUUGAAACAAAAGCUAGAACACCUAGAGAAAAGACCAAACCCACCUCCAGUACCAGAACACACCCAUCAAUCAAUUUCAAACAUCAUUUGCUAUUAUUGCCAUCAGAGAGGCCACAGACAAGCAGACUGUAAAAUGAGAGCAAUGCACAGACAACAAGGCAAGCAACUUACCUGGAACAGGCCGCGAUAA
Paraglomus brasilianum is the source of this 702-nucleotide messenger RNA. The record is from the annotation of a GenBank genome assembly. NCBI's taxonomy places the organism in Eukaryota, Fungi, Glomeromycota, Glomeromycetes, Paraglomerales, Paraglomeraceae.